Molecule: messenger RNA, 2652 nt
Organism: Ostrea edulis (European flat oyster)
Lineage: Eukaryota; Metazoa; Mollusca; Bivalvia; Ostreida; Ostreidae
Product: AP-5 complex subunit zeta-1-like
Exons: 18
Coding region: 25-2361 (778 amino acids)
Cellular component (GO): AP-5 adaptor complex
Source: RefSeq, a predicted model, not a curated record
UUCGUUUUGUUUAUAUUAUUCAAAAUGGCGCUCUCCAUGAUAGAUAGUCUCUUUUCUCAAGCAAGCAAAACAUCUCAAGAAGAAAUUGACACGAUAUGUCAAGGUGUUUUAGAAAAUCUGUAUGCACCUGAGAAAUCUGCUGAGUGUAUGAACCAGUUAAGACAACUUUAUUUCAUUCUUCAAGCUUCACACACAGAGCCAUGUUUGCCAAGGAACAUGAUUUCAACUUUAGUAAACAUGGUGAGCUCAAUGGACCACGACAAAACAAAAGAAUGCCUUCUUUGUGAGCAGAUUUUAGCUGAGCUUUUACCUCGUGAUCAGGGUGACCUUGGGUCUGAUUUUUAUCCCAGUUCAGGUUAUCAAAGUGCAGAAUCCUCAGCCAACUGUUUUUCACUUUAUCUAAUGCAGGGUAACAGAAAUAUUUGUUUUACCUCCAUCAUUCCACAGGCUGUGAGGUGGAUGUCCUCAGGAAAGGAGGAUUUAAGUGUUCAAAGACAGGCCUUCUCUUUUCUGGUGUCUCUACAAGUCCUACACAACAGGAUGGCCACGGAGGAGACAUUGAAGUCAGUCAAUAGCACAGUGAGUGACUGGUUGAUGAAUGCCUCUUUGUAUCAGCUCCCUAAUCCUUACACCAUUAAUCCAUUCAGGAAGGAUCAGACACCUUUUGUAAAUGAAGUUGAUGGAACUCCCAGCAGAAACUUCUUUACUGUGCUCAAUGUUGGUCAGUAUUACACAAACGACCAAUUCCUGAACAUCUACAGUUUCUCUAUGCUAUAUAAGUGGCUGUAUCACUCCUACACGAGCAGUGAGGAUAGUCAGGAAGCCAGCAGGAGUGUUCAUGUGUUUAACGGUCUAGUGGACAAGUCCAUUGACUACUGUUUCCGAAUUUUGGACCAGUGUGAAAGAAAACCCAAAAUUCCAUCAGACAUUGAUCUCCAAAACUGUUGUCUGUUGGAGAUAGUGAAGGUACUAGACAUUAUUUGUAAGAUGGAACCAGGUCGGGUACCGCGGGUGUUCCAAGAGAUUCGUCGGUUGUACAACAGACUGGCUCAGGAACCGGACAAAGCCAGGCUUCUUAUUCCAAUUCUGCAGUUCUUCCUUAAUCAUGGUAAAAGUGUGGAGCAUGACCCACAAGAGGCCUACACACUGUUUUUCCACAAGCUGCUGACACAAUGGUACUUGGACCCAUUCUUUAGUUUCGACACAGUCACCUUUAUCAAGGACAACCUGGAAACACUAUGUCACAAUACCUCCAUAUUGUCUACAUACUUUCCCAAUAUCCUUAAGAUUCUAGCGUGGAAUCCUAGGUCCUAUCUGGCUGAUUUUGAAGAUAUUUUGCCAGCACUGAUGUCGCCUACCACGGCUACGGAAGUUUUCCAUAUGCUGUUGGAUUUGCCCUGUGUGACUAUUGCGUUAGAAGUAACUGAGCGAUGUAAGAAAAGUGAGGCCCAGACCCUGUCUACUGAAAUGGAACCCACCAGUUCAUUGUCUGCAUUCCAAAGCGCCCUCUACAGGCCAAUGUUCAACUUCUUCACCCGCGUGGAGGGAGGCCAUGGAGACACUAUAAAUAGGUUGUCCUCCUUCCUCAAGAUUUUGGCAGACAUGAGCCAACAUCCACGAGUGGUUGUCUGUUCUCAGAUUGUUCCUGUCUUAUUAAGGAUUUGGUUUGAUGUCAUACUUGAUGAAGCCUCCUCAGAGUUUGUGUCUCAGUUGAUUCCAGUACUCUUGGAAAGGACAGCAUUGUUAUACAACAUUCCUGGAUAUCAAGAAGACGUCAAAAAAGUGUUGUCAGAAAACCUGUUGCAUCUUUUAAAGAAACACCCAGAAACACUGCUGGAUCAAGCAUCCGAAAUUAAAGAUUUCCUUAUUAGCCCUCGGAAUAUAUCUGGAAGAAAGGAAUUCUUUGCAAAUCUGGUUUGGUGUGUUGGUGAGCUAUGUUCAGUCAGGCAUGACAAAAGAUGUAAUGCAGAAACAAUUACUCGAUUCUUUGAUACACUUGAGGUGCUGACCUAUGAACUCUCAGGAAUGACAAUUAGUGGUGAAGAAUUAGGAGACACCUCGAAAAUUAUAUGCAUGUUAAUGUCAUCCAUAUCAAAGUUAGCUUCCAAAUGUCAAGACUUGAUACCUCGUUCAAUUCUCCUCUUAACAAAAGUUGCCAAGCAACAGCAGGCUGGUUUCUUGGAUACUGAAGUUAAAGAUGCAUUGGUGGGCAGGGCACAAGAGCUUAUCAACCUCCUCAAGCUUCCAAAUUUUGCCAAGGUUGUGUUGAACCCUGAUGACGAGAUUGAGACUGGCCGGUGGCACAGAGACAACACAAGCUUACCCAUCACCCUGCGGGGAAUUCAGCAAAUUUUGUCAUAAAUCAUUUACAUUGAGGACAGACUGUCAUUACAGAAUUCGUGCUUUGGAGGUUAAAAUUAAAAAAUUAUUAGGAGCAAUAGGAUCCUACAUGUAUAUACAUGUACUGACAUUUUUAAAAUGGUACAUUGCACAAUGUAAUAUUAUGCAUUUCAAAUUUUAUUUAAACCAUGUGUAAAUCAACGAAAACCUCAACACAACGUUCAGUGGGAUAGUGCAAUUUUCGUGAUAAUACUCUAUUUACAAUGUUCAUGUUAUUGAUAUCUAUUUUAGUAAUAAAAUGCAAGAAAGUAA